AUGCCAUUAUCACUUUUUGGCUUCAUUGUGCUUCUCAAACCUUAUCCUCCCUCCAUCCCCCAUCUCACCUGUGACUCAACCACUCCAACCUCUCGUCGCUCUUGCCUGGGGUUGCAGAUUGACAGGGCAGUUGUGCUGUUUGGGAAGCAUGCUGUGGUUGCUCCAGCCUUCAUUGGCACUCUAGCAGGCUGUGGGGGUCGCCUCAUCUUGGACCUCGUUCUUUCUCUCCUCACUCCAUCGCCUCCCUCUCACGCUGAGCUCCUCUACCCUUCCUGGCUCUCCCGCUCGGCAUUCCUCAUGGCACUGGGCUACACCCUGACCGUCCACUGGACCACCUGCUGCACCUCCCAGGCUGCCUUUGCUGCCAUCGCCUCCCUCCUCAUGGCCCACAGCACAUGGGAGGUCGUUUCAGGCUCGCCUUGGGACCCCACUGCACCGCUCUCCGCCCUCUUCCACUCCCUGCUGUGCAUCCCACUCCCUCCUGCCACCCUCCCAUCACCCAAGCCCCAUGCCCCUGACUCCACCACCACACCAUCAGCACUUCCCCACCCUCCAGCCCAACUUAACGGCCACAGCAGCGGCAGAGGGCAGGGUGGGUGGCAGGGCACGCAGCAGCAGAGGCGAGUGGAGGAAGAGAGCAGCGGUGGCAUGGGGAGCAGUGCUGUGCGGGACAAAGCAGCCCGGCACAGGAAGCCCCAGCGGGCGUGA
This is a messenger RNA of Closterium sp. Yama58-4, 708 nucleotides long. NCBI's taxonomy places the organism in Eukaryota, Viridiplantae, Streptophyta, Zygnematophyceae, Desmidiales, Closteriaceae. The record is from the annotation of a GenBank genome assembly.